GUGAUCGUGGAGUAGAAGGCGGAUCCCCGUUCCUCUCUCCGCCAACUUCUACGGAUCGAGCUGUUUGUCUUUUGUGCGGCUCGUGUUAAGGUUAAGGUUUGGUAAAAAGUGGCACACUCGAGUCUCUCGUCACAGUACCAGAGGUUCCCUGCUCGGCUAGCCCGUUAGCUUGUUAGCUCAGAGCUGUUUCCGGUAGGCUAGCUGUUAGCCCGUUAGCUCGUUAGCCCUUUAGCUUACAGAACUAAGAGAUAAGAUGUCGGACACGGAUCUGACGUGGGCGCUGAAGAACGGGGACCUGGACGCGGCGAAGAGCCUCCUUAAGGCGGAGGAUGUGAACCGGACCCUGGAGGGGGGCAGGAAGCCGCUACACUACGCUGCAGACUGCGGCCAUGCAGAGAUCCUGGAGUACCUCCUCUCUCAGGGGGCCGAUGUCAACGCCCCGGACAAACAUGGACUGACCCCGCUGCUGUCGGCCAUCUACGAGGGGCACCUGUCCUGUGUCAGGAUCCUCCUAGAAAAGGGUGCCGACAAAGAGCGGAAAGGUCCGGAUGGGCUGAGCGCCCUGGAGGCGGCCGAGACGGAUGCCAUCAAGGCCCUGCUGAAGUGAGGGGGCGGAGAGAGGGGGAGGGAGGGGGGGGAGAGAAGGCUGCAGGACGGGGGGUCAGAGGGGGAGAGACAGACGGACAGAGGGGGGGAGUGUUUGUCGAGGACUAAAGAUGAGCAGGCCUCCCCUCUCCUGUGCUAGUGCGAGACCCCCUCAGUCUGCAGGCCGCCGUCAGUCGGAGUGGGGGAGGGAGGGGGGGGGGGGGUCGAUGGGGGGGAGGGGGGGUCGCCUGUUGUUUUUGGGGUGUUUGUUUUUUCUUUUUUUCUAACGGUUUGGUUUUUUCUCCCCUUAUUGCUUGAGUUGUUGAGUGACAGGCAGCAGAUUGAGUUGUUGAGUGACAGGCAGCAGCUUGAGUUGUAGAGUGACAGGUAGCAGGUGGACGUAGGGUCCUGAAACACUGAGGGGUGGCUCCGCCCCCCUCCUUAACAGAUUUCAAAAUAAGUGUUCUUUCAAACAUGCAAAUAACGCCAAGCUUCGCACUUAAAACUCACCGCUUUUAUUUUUUAUCUUACGAGCCUCUUCCACCGUUAACAGAACACCAUGGGUAGGGUUAACCAGGGUUAGCUAGUUCUCUAGUGGGUCACUCCUGUUUGUACUACUCUGCAUAAGGAAGGUAUCGUACGGCCGCUCAUCCACAGCGAUUCGCACUGUACUACAGUACUGUAUUAAAGCACUGUACUACAGUACUCUAUUACAGCACUGUACUACAGUACUGUAUUAAAGCACUGUACUACAGUACUCUAUUACAGCACUGUACUACAGGACUGUAUUAAAGCACUGUACUACAGUACUCUAUACAGCACUGUACUAGACUGUACUACAGCACUGUACUACAGUACAGUACUAGACUGUACUAGAGCGGUUCAGUUACUAUACAAUAAGACAUCAUGAAUUGCCGGGUCUUCCUCUGUCUAAUAACUUAUUCCGAUUUAGUUUUGUGUGUUUUCUGCAGAAAGGGAAGCAUCAUUUGUGUACCCUCCCUGAUUGGCCCUUGAGUGAUUACAUAUCAAUACACGAAUUCAUGACUUACAUGGCCAGUGUAAAAAGAUGCAGCCCAUUCUAUUUCGUCAAAUCAUCAUGCUGGCUCUCUAGAAAGAGUAAAUAAACACAGAUUGGUUACUGAACCCAGAUUGGAUUUUAAAACGGCAUUAAAGGAGCCCAUUCAAUCCAAACCGAGCCCUCUGGGGGAGUCGGUCCUGAAGGCUGAGGCCCAUCUGUGGUGGAGAGGAGAGGGGAGACCGCGGGAGAGCUAAAGGGUCGCUGCUGGGCGACCGCCGGAGAGGUCGAGGGUCGCUGCUAGGCGAGGACGAGGAGCAGGACUGAGGUGUCACGCUCAUCCGUUUUCUAAAUCAGCAGCCCGGGCGGGGAUAAGAGAACUGCCUCUGCUAUUAUUCUUAUUCUUAUUAUGCUCUGAAAUGGUGGCUGUCCUCUCGGUUGCUUUCCAAUAUUACUACAUUGCAAUGGAACAAAAUGCUCUUGCUAACUUUGUUGUGACAAAAAGUCUGUAUGAACUGAAAUAAAAACAAAAUCCAUACUAUUGACAUGUGCACCUUUCAAUUUGUGUUCCCCGCAGCUUCCUACUCACUUCUGGAAGACAUUUAAGGCUCAGUUAUGGUUCCACGUUGACGCAACGCAAUGACCACGCAGACACUUCAACGCAGUCGUGUACCUGUUAUGGUUCUGUGUCUGGUUUUGGUAGAGCGGACCAAUUACAGCCCUUGCUGCGUCGCCUCAACGCAAGGUUAGAAGGCCCAUGCAGGAGACGCAGGGAGGGUCUGCAAGGUCGUAAUCGGUCCGUAAAUCCCCUUUUGCUUUGCGUCGACCUGGAACCAUAACUAAGCCUUUUAGGCCUGUAGGCCUGAAGAACAUAGGUCUGCAGAACGUGUGUCUGCAGAACGUGUGUCUGCAGAACGUGUGAAUGUAGAAAUUGUUCUACAGACCCAAAUUAAGUCAGUUUAACCUGUAUUAUAUAAUACAGGUUCAACUGACUUAACAUAACCCGAUAUAUUACCGGAUAAACAUAGUUUGUGUAUUUCGCUGAAAACCAUCCCUUUCUUUUCCGCAAGAGAAAGGCGAACAAGCGAGUGCUGGUUGAGAUUCAGGCCGGGUAUCGAUCAGAGGUCUUUGUUUCUGACAUCCCCAGACUGAUUUGUGAACCUCGGAAUAUUCUAUUCAAAAAACUGUGCCGGCCGUCGUCUCUGGGGGGAAAGCCAACAACAUCCUCCCUGCUGUGCACGGCCUUGUUCUGGUUCAGAGGACUAUUCACAGAGCAAGAGCGAUCAAUGUGUUGCAGCUCUACAAUAGAAUUUGAUUCUACCCAUUUUAAAGGGUAAGAAACAAUAGCAUGUAUGGGAAACCCUUUGGAUCGCAGAAGAUAUCUUUCUCUCGAAGGAAACAGAAAAACAUAAUCUUGACAUGUCUCUGAAAUUGCGUGUGGUUGGCUGCAUGAGCUAACUCUUGCAUGGCUAAUGAGAACGCACGCAAAUGUUCAUUUCCCUGGGCCGCUUUGAAGCAGACUAUUGAUCAACGGGGCUGAUCCUUUUUGAUUGUGAGUUAUGGCGCCCCCUGUCACCAGAGCACUGCUUUACUUUGUGGAGACCUGCUUACACGCGGGUUCGAUACAUUCCCAAUUUGACAACCCUGCGUGGUUCACCUUCAGAACGGUGGAAUUCCCCGCCCUGUGGUCAGAGCUGUACAAAACAUGUUGCAGACCGCCUUACUUCUGGUCCAUCCAUUUAAAUUGAUAACUCUCAGGUUCACGUUUGGAGUGGUUGAGUUCCAGAAACAUUAUCUUAGCCCUGGAAAUGGCCCUGCUUGGGUAGGACAUCGAAAGGGGUAGGGCGUUCCGACGCACGCCCCCUAAACUUCAGUUGGAGGAGCUUGCAGCCAGCUCAACAUCUGCAGCUGAAAACCUACAGUUUGUUUAGUUCACUUCGACCUGCAGUAUUCUUCUUCUUGCAUCCAUUGUGCCAAACUACAUUAAUAUAUUUAUUGUGUGGGCUUGGUUCAGACCUUAACUCGUUAUUUUGAUGGAAACGCGGCUCUUUCUUCUUGACACAAUUUUCCAGAAAUUCCUAAACAUAUAUUUUAUGUUAAACAGGAACAAUUUUCAUCAACUCCCAGGAAGAGGAAGGGCCUCAAACUGUUCUGAAACACCGAUCUUAAGCCAUCUGUCUGCCCCCUCAAACUGUUCUGAAUCACCGAUCCAUCGCCAUCUGUCUGUCCCCUUGUACGAAUGGCUCCAGUGCUGCUUCCUUAAUAUUCAACUGAGGAAGGAUAAUUAAUGAUAAUAUAACGUUAAGUUACCAGAUGGAGUUGUAGUACCAGUAUGUGAAGUUAAGUGUAGAGACCAUCAGGAACGUCAUGAGCUUUAGCGGCGGUCGUGGUUUGAGUCUUUAGUUGACUCGCCGGUCCAGACUCGGAAUCUAAAGGCUUUUAAUUUAUUUCCCCUCUGAGGUGACUGAGGUGAGAGCAGCUGUGAUUCAGUCGAUGAUAAACCAAAGCAUGAUGAACCCAUCGGUUGAGUUCUGAACACUGUAGAUCCCUUGGAGGAGCCAUGAGGCCUGCGUUGUACAGAUGCUCUUUGGGCAAACUAUCUUAAGAUCCAAAGAGGUUUAUUACGUUAAUAUGUAUUGAAUGGCAGUCAAGUGUGUAAGAGUCAGCGGAUGGGAAGGCAGUUGCUGUCACAACCUGAAUUAGAAAUAAUGUAGAUCAAUUCUACAUUCACAGAUGUUGCUGUAAUUAACUAUCAUCAGUGUGACAGACAUAAGCCACAUGACGAGAAUAAUGCCAUCCCGCAAAAUGACUCCCAGCAUAUCGUAGAACCAGGAAACAUUUUAUACAGCUCAGCUCUGGUUGCAUUAAACCAGCAAUGUAAACACGUUUUCUAUCGGAACACAUAAACCUCUAACCGCUGGUUGAACCGAGCCAAAUGAGUCUCGGAGAAGAGCCGGGAUGUCGAUCAGUCCUGCUCCGCCUUUCCCUACACAGGCUUUCCUUAGAACAGAACACGUAUGAACACACAUGAACAUAGAAAAACAAGUAUGCUUCAUACAGAUCGAUGUCGUGUUCCUGGGCUGCAGGAGCCUGUUCACACCGACCCACAGAAGACAUAUUUGGGUUUGAAUGUUGGAUUUACAGGCCAGGUUUAUUUUUAGC
Messenger RNA from Gadus chalcogrammus (walleye pollock), 4762 nucleotides. It is a transcript of the gene mtpn, whose product is annotated as myotrophin. Gene Ontology annotation, biological process: regulation of barbed-end actin filament capping. NCBI's taxonomy places the organism in Eukaryota, Metazoa, Chordata, Actinopteri, Gadiformes, Gadidae. The transcript has 4 exons. Bases 254 to 607 code for a protein of 117 amino acids. Gene Ontology annotation, molecular function: protein binding. The record is from RefSeq and is a predicted model, not a curated record. Gene Ontology annotation, cellular component: cytoplasm; nucleus.